CUCCCAUGACGUCAUUCUGUCAUGGCGGAAGGAAGGAAGAGUCCAAAUAUGAAAAAGAACCACUGACUCAAACAAAUGAUGUUUAACCACCUUGUUAUUCAUUAAUACCGUAUUUUUGUAUCGAAAAUCAAGAGUUUAAGUAUUCAAGAUGACUCUUAUGGUAUUUUUUGGAUGUGCUUUGAUUGCUUUUGGCCCGGCUUGUGCCAUGUUUUCUAUCACUGUGGCAGGCGAUGCUCAACAAGUCAUCGUCUUUAUCACAAGUGCAUUCUUCUGGCUAAUAUCGCUGCUAAUAUCUUCAAUAUGGUGGUUGGUAGUCUCUCCCUUAAAGGAGCAGAUAGCAUUUGGGAUGACAUUUUCAGUCCUUUUCCAAGAGUUGUUCCGAUUAGCCUACUAUUUUCUAUUAAGAAAAGCAGAUGAAGGCCUUGUAUCAAUGAUCAAUAACCAGUCACCUUUGAGAAAACACAGGAUUGCAUAUGUUGCUGGUCUAGGGUAUGGUACAAUGAGUGGACUGUUUGCCAUGGUCAAUGUUCUAGCCGACAUUACUGGACCAGGAUCAAUGGGUCUGAGGGGAGAUCCACAGAAUUUCCUUAUAGUCUCUGCAUUCUUGACGUCUUGUUUUGUUUUGUUGAAUACCUUUUGGGGAGUGAUAUUGUUUGAAUCCUUUGACAAGAAGAAGAGAUGGCUCAAUCUUGGUAUUGUGGUGUUCUCUCAUCUUUUCGUGUCUUUAAUGACAUUACUGAAUGCCAGUGGUAACUACAUUGCCACAUUAAUAUCAGCAUACCUGGUUAUGAUCAUCAUGGGUGUCAUUGCUUUCAACUCAGCUGGUGGAAGCUGUUUUAAUAUCUACAGGUUAAUUAUGACCAAAAAAUCACAUGUCAACAAUAAAUAAGAGCUUUUAGGUCGUGAAAUACUGAUUAAUAGACCUCUUCACCUUCAUAUGCAAAUUGCCCAUUUCAGACCACAUGACAUUCCCGCAAUAUGCCGUAAGGUCCGAUAAGGACCAAGAGAGUUAUUCUUUUAUGACAAACAUGUGAAAAUAUUUACACAUAAAAGAAUCAAUUUCCAAGAGUGGCGUCACAUGGUCUGAAAUGUGCACAACAAACAAGAAAGCUAAAAAGGUCUAUUGUCCGUUUUUUUCAUUCAGUAAAUACCACUGUGUUUUAUGACAAAAGACUUAUCUGAACAGGUUUAGCCUCGCUUAAGAGCAAAUCAUUUGCAAUAGGCCUCAAGCAUGAUGACAUUUACAAGGCCAUUUGAAAUCCCACAGACUUUUAAAUGGUAUCUGUGAAUAGCUGACUUAUAAACAAGGCUAAGCCUGUGCAAAUGUGUCUGUAGUCAUCAACAACAGUGGUAUAAAUUGAUGCAAAACUGGUGCAUUCCAGGUCCAAUAAAGGAAAUGUGUAACAAAUUCAACAAGGAUAUUAGCUGAACUGGUUUUUGGACCUGUUUUUCAUGGUGUCGCACUUAAAAACUUCAUAAUUACUUUACAUAUAAAUAUUUAUGAAUCUAUUUUUGUUUGUUUCAUUGUUUUCCCAUUUUUCAUCUUUAAUCUGUGUACAGUAUUGCUUACUCUUUGUUCAUUUGUGCACACAUACAGUGAGUAGACACCGACAGAGAUAAUAGUGACCUGUAGAUUGGACGAAUAGUAGGAGAAUGAGUACCAGUUUUAAAGUUGGUCCUGUGUACAGUUAACACUGAAUCAUAUUCAAUUUCCAAUUUUUUAAAGCUAAACUUUCAAUCAUGACAUGACUACGAAAUGAUGGUGCCAAUCUUUAAGAGUUUUUAAAAACUUUUACUCGUUCUUGCCCUUGUCACUAAAUCUAAAGGUCUGUAAUAUGCUCUGUAGGCUUUACAACAAAGCGAAUGAUCAUUUAUUUAAUAAGUUACCCUAUCAUUAAGCCAGAAUCGGUCUUAAAGUCAAAGCUCCCUUGGCGUAUCAUGACCCUUGCACCUUACCCUAGUGUUUUGGGAAACCCUGUCCCCUCCUUUGAUUAUCCUUUAACGUCUCCUCAAAGAACAUUUGCUUAUUCCCUUGAUCUCUCUCAAGUCCUAAUAAAGGCUUUGCACCGUCAUGUGAUGGCAACCAUAACAGGAGGCAGAAACAAUAUAUUGUAUCCCCCCCUGGGAAACUGAACCUUUUUCAUGUCAACCAGAUUAUGACAGAUUCAACUGUUCCUGCCUCCUGUCAUGGCUGCCAUCACGUGAUGGUGCAAAGCUUCUAUAGACCCCUUGCAGUACGUUGGAAUGCAACUCAAUUUGGAAGACAAAAUGAUUGGUGGUUUUCAACUAUUCCCAAGAGGAUCAAAAGACAAAGACAUGGCAGUCAUGAAGAAAAGGUUUGUUAAAGUCCACUAGAUUACGAAACCUGAAAACGAAAAAGAGGUUUCAAAUUCUCAUGAGAGUGAAAUUUGUUUGUGUUUUCCUCCAAAUUGAGCUGCUGUGACAUCACAUGCAAGGGGGACGUUUCCAGUACAAGAAUAGUGUAGUCAUUAAAGCAUAAAGAUUUUUAAUUAUCAAACAAAUAGUUGUUGAUUUUAGUAAAUACAACAGAUAAUAAAUGUAAACCAAACUUAAA
Molecule: messenger RNA, 2575 nt
Organism: Actinia tenebrosa (Australian red waratah sea anemone)
Lineage: Eukaryota; Metazoa; Cnidaria; Anthozoa; Actiniaria; Actiniidae
Product: gamma-secretase subunit Aph-1
Biological process (GO): protein processing; positive regulation of catalytic activity
Cellular component (GO): membrane
Source: RefSeq, a predicted model, not a curated record